AUGCAGUGUCCUCUCUGUCGGACACUCGUCGGGUCUUCGUAUCCAAAUGAGUUGUUCAGAGCAAGCACCGUCUCUUUCUGUCGCUGCUUCAAAGUGCAUCCGAUUCACGAUUGGUCGCAAUCAAGCGCAAUAGCCUCGGAUUCGAACCGUCCAUCAGUUACCCAGCCAGACCACGCAAAUGGCAUCAGGCAGACGAUAGAACAUAUGAGAUGUAUUCAUCCCAUUUCGUUCGGUGGUGAUAAAGAGACUACUGGCAGUCGACUUCCCACAAUCAUACGAGUACACAUGACGUUUCCAUUGCAGUUCACACAGCACCCCUUGCGGGACUCGAACCCGACUUGCGCUAGAGCAGCGUAUAAUGUGGCUACCAGUGUCACGGGGUAG
Protopolystoma xenopodis is the source of this 384-nucleotide messenger RNA. The record is from the annotation of a GenBank genome assembly. Lineage: Eukaryota; Metazoa; Platyhelminthes; Monogenea; Polystomatidea; Polystomatidae.